UGUUUGUCUUCAUUCAUUCAUGGAUAUAUGAAACGUUCGUUCGAAUCGAACGUUUUUUUUCUCGUUGUUGCUGCUGCUGCUGCUGCUCGAAUCGAAUCGAAUGUCAUUUCUGUGGUGAAUUUUUUUUUAAACUUCGAGCUCGACAUCGUCGUCGAUGAUUUUUGUUGAGAAUUUGAAACUUUGAAAAUUUUUUCUAGCUAUUUAACAUCAGUGGUUCAUCCGGUAAGCCAACACAAGCCAUCCAUCCAUCUAUCGAAUGUAACAACGUUAUGAUCAUUGAUCAUUGAAAAUCAUCAUCAUCAUCAUCAUCGUCAUAAAGUCGUCAUCGUUAUUUGCGUCGUUUAUUUUCAUUGAUUGGUGUAUGUGUAUGAAUGACCUUCAUAUCAUCAACAACAAUAUAUCGAUAAAUACACACACACACAUACACACACACACACACACAGGAUUUUAAUUCUACGACGAUUCACUAUUAUUGAAAAUGUGAAUAUCAGUUUGAAAUGGCAAAUGUUUGUUGUUUUUUUUCCUGAUAUCAAUCAAUCAACAACAACAACAACAUCAACUAUAUGCUGUGUCAAUGUGUUUCAUUGGUGUUGAUAAUUUUGAAAACUUUUGAAUAACUUUUUUUAAAAAAAAAAGUAGACGAUAUAAAAAAUUCUUCUUCAAGUGCCAAACAGUGUAAUUGCCAAUCAAUCAAUAAUGAAUUUUUCAACAUACAACAAAUCUAGGCCAUCAUCAUUGGCCAUUAUUAUCAUCAUCGUUAUAUUUGUUGCUUGUUGUAAAUUAUCAUUACAAAUAGGAAUACAAGAUGAUGAAAAUACGACCAAUAUUACAACGAUAUUACCAACAUCAAUAAAUAAUCAUCCUUUAGCCGAAUCAUUGAACGACGAUGAUGAUGAUGAUGAUGAUAAUCGAGCAAAUUCUAGUGCCAAUGAUAACGACGACAACAACAACAAUAAUGAUGACGAUGAUGAUGGUGAUGAAAACAGUCAAGCAGAUGAUGAAAUUUCCGCCGAAUUAACUUCUGAAUCAGAUUUACAACGUUCGACUAUUUCGACAACUGUUGCAACCACUAUGUUAAUGAAGCGUGAAACAGCGACGACGACAACGACAACAACAACAACAACAACACCUGAUCCAUUUGAAGAUUUUGAAUCCGGUGAAUUAAUUUCUGAUGGUGAUUUGAAAAAAUUAUCCAAAAUUAUUAAAAUUAAUGAUGAAAAUCUGCCAAAAUUGAAGAAAAUAUCGACAAAAUUGAAUAAAUUAGUUGAAAAAGUGGAUGAAAACCAUGGUCAUAUACGGCCAGAAUUAUUGAUUGAUGAAUUUUUACCCGAUCCUGUUAGUGUACGUGAUAUACCUGUAUCAAAAGAAGAUGGUUGGCUUUCAUCAUAUACUGGACAAUUUUCCAAUGUUAUGAUGUAUGGUAUACGUAAUGUGGAAAUUAAAUCAAUUCGUAUUAAUGUUGGAAAAUUAUAUGCCAAUAUUGUUUUAACCAUAUCGCAUGUAUUUCUAACCGGAAACUAUACACUCGACGGUUCGGUAUCAUUUGUAUCGAUCAAUGGUGAUGGAACAUUUCGUUUCAAUAUAACCGACAUGGAAAUUGAAGCAUAUGGUAAUCUGGAAAGAACACCGGAUGGCCUGCUACGUAUCGAUACAAUCGAUUUGAAUAUGAAAGCAGAUGAAGUGAAUUUAGAUUUAGAAAAUUUUGAAGUACUUGGUUCCGAAGUAAUCGCACAGACAAUCAUCAAUGCAUUAAGUGAUAUAAUUUUCGAUCAAGUUAAAUACACUGUUACGGAUAAAAUAUCGACAAAAAUUCAACUUUUAAUCAAUAAACGUUUGGAAAAGAUUGAAAUCGGUAAAUUAAUUAAAUAUGAAUCGGAAAUAUUAUUCGAUGAUAUAUUGGCAAUGGUAGCAAAAUUGAUUGGAAAUUUUUUCGAACCAAUACCAUUACCAUCAUUUCAACGACAAAUACAGACAAAAAUUCUACAAUUAAUACCGAUGAAUAUUUCCAUACAAAUUGAACAUGGAAAACUAUAUGGCCUGACAACAUUUCGCCGUAUGGGUGAUAUCUACGUUAUCUAUGAAGAUGAAUCGGCCAUCAUUGAAGCUGAAGUUGGUUUUCUAAAUCUUACCGGUAAAUAUGAUUGGAUUAUCGAUGUAUUGGGCCAUAAUGGACCCAGUGGUUCAUCAUCAUUAGCCAUCAACAAUGUAACGGCAUUUUUACGUAUGCGACAACAAUUGAAACGUGGUUCAGUACCACGUUUAGAAGAAUUUAUGGUCAAAAAUAUUUCCUAUGUUUGGAUCGAAAUGACUGGUCUUGGUAUUUGGAAUAAUCUUUUAGAAUUGAUUAUAAAUUCAAUAUCGAAUAUAUUUCGUUUACAAAUUGCCAAUCUAAUUACAUCCACUGUAUCGAAAGUGUUACAACAAGCAUUGGAUCGUUCACAAUUUAGUUUUAUUCCUUGAUUUGAUGAAAUGAAAAAAAGAAAAAUUUUAUUUGAAAACAAACAAACAAACAAACAAUUCAUCACCAUCAUCAUAU
Dermatophagoides farinae (American house dust mite) is the source of this 2536-nucleotide messenger RNA. RefSeq lists its product as uncharacterized. NCBI's taxonomy places the organism in Eukaryota, Metazoa, Arthropoda, Arachnida, Sarcoptiformes, Pyroglyphidae. Gene Ontology annotation, molecular function: lipid binding. The record is from RefSeq and is a predicted model, not a curated record.